CCUGGUACCUCUUUUGUGAAGUGGCAGCUGAGGAGACUCGGGCGCUCGCCAUGGCAGAUGAAAAGCCUAAGGAAAGAGUCAAGGCUGAGAACAAUGAUCCCAUAAGUUUAAAGGUGGCGGGACAGGAUGGUUCUGUGGCACAGUUUAAGAUUAAGAGUCAUACACCAGUUAGUAAACUAAUGAAAGCCUAUUGUGAACGACAGGGUUUGUCAUUGGAAAUGGUGGAUGAAGAUACAAUUGAUGUGUUCUAA
Molecule: messenger RNA, 251 nt
Organism: Otolemur garnettii (small-eared galago)
Lineage: Eukaryota; Metazoa; Chordata; Mammalia; Primates; Galagidae
Product: small ubiquitin-related modifier 2-like
Exons: 2
Coding region: 51-251 (66 amino acids)
Biological process (GO): protein sumoylation
Cellular component (GO): nucleus
Molecular function (GO): protein tag activity; ubiquitin-like protein ligase binding
Source: RefSeq, a predicted model, not a curated record